UUUUUAUCUUCAUUUGUUGUUAUUUUAUUAAUUUUAUUUUUAGUCUUUUAUUUUUUCCAUGUAAUUUUUAUCCUUUUUGUGUGUGUUGUCUUGUGAAAAACAAAUAAAAUUAUUUAUUGUUUUCUCAAUGUUAUGCAAUUAUGAACGUAUGUGCCUUAAAACAACACAAAGACAAAUACUUCCAAUAUCAGCAAUCUUUACCUUGGCAUCUAGGGAUGUGUGAAUGAAUGAGUGUACUUGCCAAGUAAAAGCACAAUACCAAAAGUUAAUAAUGAGUCCUUUUAGAAGUAAGAAACCCCGAGUAUUUCCUGUAAAGGUUAUAACAUUUGAUUCCGAGUUGGAGUUUGAGUUGGAGCAGCGGGCAAGUGGUCAAGAUUUAUUUGACCUUGUUUGUCGCACAAUUGGUCUGCGUGAAUAUUGGUACUUUGGCUUGCAGUAUAUCGAUGCACGAGAUAAUGUGGCCUGGCUAAAGAUGGAGAAAAAGGUUAAGGAUCAAAGACUUAAGUUGCAGCCAAAUGGAUUUUAUGUUUUUAGCUUUUAUGCUAAAUAUUUCCCUGAAAAUGUGAGCGAAGAGCUGAUACAAGAGAUAACACAACAUCUAUUCUUUCUGCAAGUUAAACAAAGUAUACUUUCAAUGGAUAUCUAUUGCCGACCAGAGGCGUCCGUCUUGUUGGCUUCUUAUGCUGUCCAUGUGCAAUAUGGACCGUAUGACGCGGAAACGUAUCAAGAUGGCAAAUUGCAAGGUGUGGAUUUACUGCCAAAGGGCGUUACCGAUCAGUAUCAAAUGACUCCAAAGAUGUGGGAGGAACGUAUAAAGACAUGGUAUAUGGAUCACGAACCCAUGACACGAGAUGAGGUCGAAAUGGAAUAUUUAAAAAUUGCUCAAGAUCUGGAUAUGUAUGGUGUCAAUUAUUUUCCCAUUUCCAAUAAGAAUAAAACAAAACUUUGGCUUGGUGUUACUGCUGUUGGUCUUAAUAUUUAUGAUUAUCAUAAUAAGCUAACGCCUAAAACAACGUUUCAAUGGAAUGAAAUACGACAUGUUAGCUUUGAUGAUAAAAAGUUCACUAUACGCUUGGUGGAUGCAAAAGUUUCCAGUUUUAUAUUUUAUUCGCAAGAUUUGCAUAUAAACAAAAUGAUUUUGGACCUCUGCAAAGGUAACCAUGACUUGUAUAUGAGACGACGAAAGCCAGACACCAUGGAAAUUCAACAAAUGAAAGCUCAAGCCAAGGAGGAAAAACAACGCAGACAAAUAGAGCGUAAAAAGUUUUUGAGAGAGAAAAAAUUGCGAGAACGAGCCGAACAGGAUCGUUAUGUCUUAGAGGCUCAAUUGGAGCGUUUACAGGAGGACAUGAGAUGUGCCAGCGAUGCCCUACGACGAUCAGAAGAAACUAAAGAAUUGUAUUUUGAAAAAAGUCGUGUCAACGAAGAGCAAAUGCAGUUAACCGAAUGCAAAGCCAAUCACUUUAAAAGUGAAAUGGAUCGUCUACGCGAAAGGCAAAUGAAAGUGGAAAGGGAAAAAAUGGAACUGGAAAAGAAAAUAAGAGAGGCCGAUUUCUUUGUACACCAGCUGACAGUGGAAAAAGACAAACGCGAGGCAGAGGCGGAAAAACUAAAAAAAGAACUCAUAUGUGCCAAAUUAGCCGAGAGGGAGGCCACCGCUCGCCUUUUAAAUUUUCUAAAUCGCGGGCGUAAAAACUCACAGGAUAGCAUGUUACCGCCAAACAUAACUGUAAAUUCAUCAAGUUCUUCCAACAAUAUGACCGCUUCUGUAAGCACACCCUCCUUAACAAAUAGCAAUUCAACUGCCGAUAUUAAUGAAUCAACAGCUGCUGUUGAUCUGACCACAAACGAUUUAAAUCUCAGCACUCACAACCAUCAUCAACAUCGCGAUGAUGAUUCCGAAAAUGAAUUCGAAACCAAGGAAUUCAUUUUAACCGACAGUGAAAUGGAGCAAAUCACCAACGAAAUCGAACGUAGCCGUUUAGAGUAUCUAAAGAAGCAUAAACAGGUACAAAAUCAGCUACAAACUCUACGCUCCGAGAUUGAACUAUUAAAAAUCGAGGAGAAUCAAACAAAUUUGGAUAUUCUAAGUGAAGCCCAACUGAAGGCAGGCGAAACAAAAUAUUCAACAUUGAAGAAAUUGAAAUCUGGUUCCACCAAAGCGCGUGUGGCUUUCUUCGAAGAACUGUAGUUUUUAUAUAAGUGCACUUAUCAUACAAGGAGCUGGUGCUCUUCUUUGCCAAUUUUUGCAACUAACAUACCUACAUACAUUUUAACAUACAUAUACACACACAAAACACAAAGGUAUACCAUACAUAGCCCUAAGGAUAAGAAACGCAUCACAAUCAAAAUAAAAUAAAACAAAACAAAACAAAAACACCAUGCAAGAUGUGAGAAAAAUAAACAUUAUGUUUAUUAUGAAUUUACUGAUAUUUAUAGAUUUUUAAAUGAAACGAUUUAAAUAAAAUCAAAAGCGAAUAUUAA
Stomoxys calcitrans (stable fly) is the source of this 2484-nucleotide messenger RNA. It is a transcript of the gene Mer, whose product is annotated as moesin/ezrin/radixin homolog 2. The record is from RefSeq and is a predicted model, not a curated record. Bases 224 to 2191 code for a protein of 655 amino acids. Lineage: Eukaryota; Metazoa; Arthropoda; Insecta; Diptera; Muscidae. The transcript has 5 exons. Gene Ontology annotation, biological process: positive regulation of early endosome to late endosome transport; positive regulation of protein localization to early endosome; regulation of organelle assembly. Gene Ontology annotation, molecular function: cell adhesion molecule binding; actin binding. Gene Ontology annotation, cellular component: cytoskeleton; apical part of cell; adherens junction.